AUGGAUGUGAGUGUGGAGAGGAUCGUUCAGAGCAUCGAACGCGGUGACCAGGACAGUGUCCGAACAUGGCUGGACAAGUACAACACAGAGCACUCCCAGUGUUUCUUCUACAGUGUGGGAGGAAAGGAGAGGAGUAAGGUAGGGGAUCUCUCUCGGUUCCAUAAGAAUGAAGUGCAGAGCUAUAUCCCUGGCUCUGAUUACAAUGUUGACUCUGGCGAGGAGAGUGAAGAUCUUAUUUUACGCAGGCGGCUGGCCGCGGCCCUGAUCUGGUUUGUUCAAUCACAGCUGCAGCCAGGAGUACUGAGGGCGUGUCUGAGCACCCUGCGCAUCCUGUCCCGUGACUGGCAGGCACAGGCGCCCUUCAUCACCGACUCCGCCAUCCUCACCCUCGCCCGCCUGGCCGGCAUCACCUGCCUGCCCCUCCCAAACGAAGAAGAGGAGGUGGAGGUUAGGGAGGGGGAGGGUUCCUGCUGUGGCAGCUCCACCUCUGAUGGCCAUCCCAGGGGCUCCUGUUGCUCUAAACCACGUGUCACUCCCCCAGACAUGCGUGGCCGGCCGGGAGAGGUUGUCAUAGAGACAUGCUAUGAGCGGUGCCAGCCGAGCAGGUACGGCAAGAAUCACAGCGGCAUGCUGGCCAGGGGAAAGAGGGAUGCCCGGGGAGAGAGUGAAGAGGAGGGGGAGGCGUGUUACGAUGACGGGGAGGCGUCGAGGAAGGAGGCAAUGAAGGCUCUCUGUAAUGUCAUCUACAACAGCCAGAGGGCGCAAGAGAGAGCUAGUGCCCUGAGACUUUUAACGGGGCUGUCUGAAAAGCUGCAGAAUGGCAUUCACUCUCUGUCACCCCCCAGUGGGCAAUUUUAUGACCUGCGUUUACUGUUUCUGCUGACUGCUUUACGGCCGGAGCUCAGAAAACAGUUUAAGCAGGCACGUGGUGUGUCCAUGCUCACUGCUGCACUGGGACAGUGUUUGGAAGUGCGCUGGGCUGAGGGCUUUGAGGUGGUGACGGACAUCACAGCGCCCCCUAUCAGUAAGGAUGCCACCCAGCGUGCCAUGGAGAUCCUUAAGAGCCUUUUCAACGUCACAUACACGGUGCGCAGACAAAUUUCUGAUGAGGAGGAUGAGGCUCUGUAUCGCCAUCUAGUGGCAAUGCUGCGCCACUGUUUGCUGAUCUCCUUUGAAGAGGAAGAUUUAGCAGAUGAGCUACAAGGACAUACGGUGAACCUGCUGUCUGUCCUCCCCCUGGCAUGUCUGGAUGUCCUACUCUCUGUGCGCCUGUCUGAGGAGUCCAGGGUGUCCCACGGAGUCAACAUGGACAGCGUCCAUGCCCUGCUGCUUUUCAUGGAGAGAAGACUGGAUCGAGGUCACAAGCUGAAGGAGAAGCUAACUCCAGUCUUAAACCUUCUGACGGAGAGCUGCCGCGCACACAGGGAAACCCGACACUAUCUCAAACAACAGAUCCUUCCACCGCUAAGGGAGGUGGCUCUGAGGCCAGAGCAGGGAAACGCCCUCAGGAACAAGCUAGUCAGACUGAUGACCCAUGUGGACACGGAUCUCAAACACUGCUCCGCUGAGCUGCUUUUCGUGCUGUGCAAGGAAAAUGUGAGCAGGUUCGUGAAGUACACGGGCUUUGGUAAUGCAGCAGGACUCCUGGCUGAGCAGGGGUUCCUGUGGGACCAUGGGCCCUCCUCUCAGAUACAAUACUCCAGUGACUCUGACUCGGACACAGAGGAGUACCGGAAUGUCCGGGACAGGAUCAACCCGGUGACGGGCCAGGUGGAGGAACCACAGCCCAACCCCAUGGAAGGAAUGAGCGAGGAGGAGAAGGAGGCCGAAGCCUCACGCCUUGUCAACAUGUUCAACAUGCUCUCCAGGCACAAAAUCAUUCAGCCAAUGAGGGUAGCAGCAGAUGGCAGACUGGUGCCACUUGGUGGCCAGAUGAGGAACAACACCCUGGAGGAAGAGGAGGGGGAGGAGAAUGAAGGGGUAGACAGUGAAGAAGUAGAUUAGGACCAAAAGGAGAGA
Molecule: messenger RNA, 2019 nt
Organism: Electrophorus electricus (electric eel)
Lineage: Eukaryota; Metazoa; Chordata; Actinopteri; Gymnotiformes; Gymnotidae
Source: RefSeq, a predicted model, not a curated record